Molecule: messenger RNA, 6289 nt
Organism: Diorhabda carinulata
Lineage: Eukaryota; Metazoa; Arthropoda; Insecta; Coleoptera; Chrysomelidae
Product: serine/threonine-protein kinase GL21140
Exons: 11
Coding region: 231-2132 (633 amino acids)
Biological process (GO): protein phosphorylation; intracellular signal transduction
Molecular function (GO): protein kinase activity; ATP binding
Source: RefSeq, a predicted model, not a curated record
GUAGGUUGAUGUCAGUGUGUAACAAAUCCAAUCCCUCCCACCUCCCACUAGAGAAAAGAGGUUAUUACCUUUUUUCUCAUUUAACAAAACAGUUAUAUGUGAAAUUAUUUUUUUGUUGGUUUUAUUACCGUUCUACAAGUACGAUGUAUAAUAUUGUCACGAAACGAAAGUGCAGUGUUACUCUGUGAUUUUCUAGAAUGAUUUAUGUUUUUUAGUUGACAGCUGUGUAUAUGACUAAUAGGCGGUGUUCCUAUGUUAAAUUUCCGGAAAAAAAUACCGUAAACUAUAUGGUGGAAUCAUAUAAUAAAAAUUUUAGUAACAGAAAUUCAGAGUUGAAAUGUUAUUGUGAGAAUAUAAUUGAAUAUAAGAACACUACAAACAUGUCAAAGAAUAAUUUGACUGAUAACGGAUCUAGAAGUGUCUCUUCGAAUAGUUUCAACAGUUUUUUAUCUGAUGGGGACAUUAUAGAAAGUGGUUUGGAAGAUGUCAGCAUCACCAACAAACACAACAGACCUUCGUCCACUUCCAAAUCGAUGAAAGCUAAAAGAAUAAGAUUUUAUCACAAUGGAAAUAAGUUUUUUAGUGGAGUAGUGAUUCCAGUCGCUCCUGAGAGGUAUAGAUCAUUUGACAGUUUAACUAAUGAGUUAACAAACAUUCUUACUAAAAGUGUGACUUUACCCAAUGGUGUUAGAAAUAUAUAUGCCAUGGAUGGAAAGAAGAUUAGUAAUAUAGAUGAUCUCGAAGACGGUAAAGAAUAUGUUGUAUGCGGUAAAGGAGAGCUGUUUAAAAAAAUUGAUUAUACGAAAACAGACAUUCUUAAGCCGAAACGUUUAUCGAAUACCAAAUUUACGUUAAACAAUAUGUCUAGCGUUCCGAGAAUUGUUGUUCCGGAUUGUGUCCGGCCAAAAAUCGUAACCAUCAUUAGAAACGGAAUUAAACCCAGAAAGAUUUACCGAUUACUUCUCAACAAAAGAAACUCUCCCAGUUUAGAGCAAGUCCUUAGCGCCUUUUCUGAAAUAGCUCAGUUCGCUGUAAGAAAAGUUUUCUCCAUAUCAGGACAAUCCAUCAACGAUUUAUCCCAAUUUUUUGAAAACGACGACGUUUUCUUCAUAUACGGAAACGAAAAAUACCAAUCUAGUGAUUUCGAAUUAGAAUUCGAAGAAAGUAAAGCCAUACAAUCUUAUAAAAAAACAACUAUACAUAGAAAUGGCGGUGGUCCUAAGCCUAAAAUGCCUAAAAAGGAAUUGAACAGAACCUACGAAUCUGAAGAGAGUUUAUUGAAGAAAUUAAGCGAAGAAAGUAACUUAAUUUUACCUCCCCCUCUUAAAUCUAAGUAUGUAGUAGGAAGGAAAGUUAUAGGGGAUGGAAAUUUUGCAGUAGUUAGGUUAUGUCGAGACAUCACUACAAACAAGGAAUACGCUUUAAAAAUCAUAGAUAAAUCAAAAUGCAAAGGAAAGGAAGACAUGAUCGAAAACGAAGUAAAAAUUCUUAGGAAAGUGGAUCACCCCAACAUAAUGUCCCUUAUAACUGAUGCCGAUACUAAAAAUAUUUUGUAUUUAGUUUGCGAAUAUGUAACGGGUGGAGAUUUAUUCGACCAAAUCACAAUUGCUCAAAAAUAUUCAGAAGAGCAAGCUGCCUUAAUGAUAAACAAUUUAGUAUCGGCUUUGGCGUAUCUGCACAGUAUUAAUAUAGUCCAUAGAGAUGUGAAGCCUGAAAAUUUAUUAGUAGAAUUAGAUGACAAUUAUAGAGUAAAAUUAUUAAAAUUGGGCGAUUUUGGAUUAGCUUGCGAAGUUACGAGGCCUUUGUAUACUGUUUGUGGUACUCCUACUUACGUAGCACCUGAAAUUUUGACUGAAUCCGGUUAUGGACUUAAGAUUGACGUAUGGGCGGCAGGAGUAAUCCUUUACAUUCUCCUCUGCGGUUAUCCACCUUUUGUCAGCCAAGACAAUGAUCAAGAAAAGUUGUUCGAUUGUAUAUUAUCCGGCCAAUAUGAAUUUCCCGAAGAAUACUGGCAGGACGUUUCAUCUUCCGCGAAAGAACUUAUCCAGAAUAUGCUUCAGCUCGAUCCAGAGCUCAGGUUUUCAGCUGAAGAUGUCCUGGAUCACCCUUGGCUCCAGACUAUAUCCGCCUAGGACAUUAUUUAUUUUUAUAUUAUUGUUAAUUGAGUAUUUAUUUUUUUAUAUCUGACGUUUCUUAUAAAGUGGAGUGUAGGCAGGUAAAAAUAAACUAUUUUUUUUUCGACAAAAAAAAUUACCCAUUUUUUGAAUUAAUUUUUAUUAAUGAAUAGCUAAUUCAGAUAGUUUAACCCUCAAAGGACCGUUAUCAUUGACUUUGGCCCUUCUAAAUAUGAUUCAUUUAGACUUUUGAUUCUUAAAAAUGGUUUUUGUAAUAUUUUUUAUUUAUAUCCUAUUUUUUUAUGUAUUGAUGUACUAAUCUAGAAAAAAAUCAAUAACAAUUUGAAAUUUUUAAAGUUUCUGUCAUAAAUUAGCUAUUGAUUUACUACUUUUUCUGUACCUAUCUACACUUUCUCGACAAAAAACUCGACUUUGCUCUAAUUUUAUCGAAAAUUGACUUUUUUUGUGAUGAUUUUGAAAUUCAGUUGCAGAUAUCGAACUGCUGAUCAAAAAGUAAUCGAUACAUUAAAUUCAUCUACGAAAACAGAACCAGUAGGUAACAUUUUUCUUUUAAUCUACACAAAUGAAAUUGUACAUCACAGUUCCUAUGUAACACCCUGUAUAACACGAUUAAAAGAUUGAGAACCUGCAACAUUAUAUGAAUGUUCGAAUAUGUGAGAUUUUUUUGCUGUUUUUCAUUUUAAAAAAGACAUUUUGGCAGCAUCGUUUAUUAUAAUGAAAAUACUUUGCGUAGUAUACAAAAAAUAGAUUAUCGAACUGAAUUCGUAGUGAAAUUACGCAUAUCACGCCUAUAAAACAUGAAAAAGGAAAUGUCUAGUAACUGUCAACUGUCACUUGUCUGAACACAGCAAUAAUAUACGUAUAGUUAUAUAGACAGUUGCGUAAUUAAAACUGUUAGCCUAAAACGAAACGAAUUGUUUGCUUGUUGCCAAAUUUAUCGUUAUUGGCAUACUAGAUUAGUAGAAUUCGAUAUGAAUUGACAGAUGAUCGUAUUAAGUGAAAUUUUUUAACGUGAUCAUCGACGGUAACUAAAGUUUCAUUUGAGUUUCUAGUACUUUUAUAAAUAUAUAUACAAAGUGAUUUUUUUUAAAUCCAAAUUUAUAUAAAUCUCAUAUUAUUUAAAUAAUUACCGUAUUCUGUGAUUUAUAAAAAAAAUAUUGACAAUUGUGCCUUUUUUUAUCAACAACAUAUGUCUGAUUGUCUCAUGUCCCUUUUAUUCAAACCAGAUACGAUGAUAUAUUCACCUCCUUAUGAUUUACAAUCUUCUAUACAAAAUGCCUAAAGAACGUUUCGUUCCAAACAGUUCCAGUACAAUAAUAUUGGAAAUGGUAAGAAAAAUACCAUAAAGUAACAUUUCGAUAAACAUUGGUGGAGACUAAAACCUUUAUCUGACUGACAAAAAAAAGUUAAACCCCCACAGCUUCUUACUUGAUGCACGAUUUGAUAUUCAGCUUCACUAAAUGAAUCACUAAUUCUUUAUAUCUCCAUAAGAUGGUUGACAUCUUGGAGUUUUAAUUCCCCCCUCUAUCUUCCUAUAAAAAAGUGCUACUAAAAUUUGUGGAGGAUACUGUAAAUUCGACACACGGUCAAUUAGAGAUAGGUGAAGAGAUGUUGGAGACAAGUUUAUACCAGUUGCAUUGAUUACUAUUAAAAGAAAUGUAUGGGAUGAUACACUGUGAUCUAGCAGUACCAGACCCCAGGUAUAAGCGACUACAAUGAUUUUGCUGAUGCUGAAUCAAUCUCUAAGAUCCGAAACCUGAAAGGUUUUAUCAUUUAGUAGUCGCUCUGCGAGGUGCGCAUCCCAUAGUUAAAGCGAUUGACAUCCUCUUGGGUUUUGCACUUUAUAAAAAAAGUGCUGUGAAGUUUAUUAUAUUCAAUUGGGGAUAAGUCAGGAGAUUUUGGUGGCCAGGGUAAAUGUGUUACAUUGUAAAUAAUAGAGCUAUGACAAUCUCUAGCAGAAAAAUAAGUGUAUGGUGAUCUGCUUCCAUACUAGCACUUCGUCUCUAAAUCGGCUUCUUAGUACUGCCGGACUCCAGAUAUAACAAAUGAUGUUCAGCUUUAAAAGGCAGUAUCAAGAAUGGACGCUAAUCGUUUUUUAUGAUACAUCAAACCGUAUUAAUCAUAAUCUGCUAAACUAGCUUCUAAGAGCCGAAAGUGUUGAUGAUCUUGUCAUUUUGUAGUUGCUCUGAGGUCCAUAUCCCCUGGCUCUAUAACCUCGCCUGUAGACCAAGUAGUAUAGUGUGUAAAGAUCUGUUGGUCCUAUUGGAAACUUUGACCGUCAAUCAGUCAGAAUAACUCUAAAAAUUAAUCAUGGAUGGAGCAGAAUUUUUGGCAUACGUAAACAUCAUUCCAAAAUUUUAUUCCCGAAGAAUAUAAUGGAAUCUAACGUUAAAACUUUUAAUAUUAAAAAAUAUAUUGGUUUUUAAAAGACCAUCGACGCAUAUGUACAGAAUAUAAUUUAUGUUUUAAUAAAUUUUACCUUUUUUGAGUAUAAAAUACAUGAAAAGUCCAUUAAAAUUUUUUAUAUACUUAUAUACAUGCUACUAAUUACAUAUUUAUCUUUUUAUUAGUUCAGAGUAUUAGUUUUGGAAAUACUGACAGCUACUUAGCUAAUUACAAGUUAUACAACUUAGAAAAUAAAAACUAAUAAUUUUAUAAUACAAAUGGAAUUUAGUAAAACUUGUUUAUUUCAAUAUUAUUCCUUCAAUUGUUAAUUUUUGUCAUUGAAGCUUAACAAAAUCAAUAUAAAUGACCAAUUUUAUCUAUUAUGAACAAUUUUUCUUUGAUUUUUUACCUUCGUGGUACAUCAAUUUUUGUUUCUUUGGUUUUUUACAUUCAUCAGGUUUUGUUUACAUGGGAACCAUUCUCCCAAUGACCAAUUUUAUCUGCUCUAAUCCAUCAAUAUUUGUUUCUAUAGCACUCAUUUUUCAAAUGAUGAAUUUUAUUUGUUCUAAUUCCUUCUACUUUGAGCUUUAUCACCUCUGGUUCAUUACGAAUCCUUCUUUGGUUCAUCAGUUUCCAUCCCAACGAUCGAUUUCAUCUGUUCUGAUCCUUCCUGGUUCAUCAAUUUUUGUUUCCAAAUGACUAAUCUUCGAAAUGACUAAUUGUAUUUGUUCAGAAUUCUUCUGCUUUGGGUUUUGCCACCUCUCAUUCAUUAUUUGAUUCUUCUUUUUUUACCAAGUCCGAUUUAUCAUUUUCUAUCCCAAUGAUCAAUUUCAUCUGUUCUGACCCUUUUGGGUUCAUCAAUUUUAGUUUCCAAAUGACUAAACUUCAAAAUGACGAAUUUUAUUUGUUCUAAAUUCUAAUUCUAGUUUCACCAUUUCUGGUUCAUUAUGAAUCCUUUUUCAGUUAAUAACCUUCUUGGUUCCUCAGUUUUUACCAUUUCUGGUUCAACUGUUUUGUUCAUUCGAUGGUUACAUAGGAACCAUUCUACCAAUAACCAAUUUUAUCUGUUCUGACCCCUCUUGGUUAAUCAAUUUUCCAAAUAACGAAUUUUAUUUGUUCUGAAUCCUCCUACUUUGGGUUUUACCAUACCUAGUUCAUUGAUUUUUGUUUCCAUAGGACAAAUGUAAUCUGUCUCAAAUUAUUCUUCAGCUUACACCAUUCCUGGUUAUUUGGCCAUUUUUCCAUUGUUUGCCAUAGUAUUAUCUUUUUGAUAAAUAUUAUUUGUUCUGACACAACAUUUAGAUCAAAAGUUUCCUAUUUCUUGUCACUUUUUUCAAAUAUAACUGGAAAUAAAACUCACUUUAAUCAACUACCGAUUAAUUUAUCUCGUUUUAAAUGUAAAAUAAAAAAUUCAUUCAACUGUACCAAUUAAUCUCAAUUAUUCUUAAACUAAUACUCUCUAUGAUCAUACUUGAAUUAGCACUGAUCUUUGAUUUAUUUUUCAAAAAUCUGGUGCAUUAAGUCAAACUAACUGUAUUUUGAGCAAUUGAAUGACCCCGGACUAGUAUCUCCAAAAUGAUUUGGUUUUACACUUAUUCAGUUUAUCCGUAUUGUUAUAAAAACGAUAAGUAGAAAGUAUUAUUUAUUAUACUGUUCAAUUAUAACAUUAAAUGUAUUUUUGUUUUCUUGUUUUAUUUUAUUUUUUUAUAACACUUUAGAUUAAUUGCUGUAAAGUUCAAGUAGAAUGUAAAUAUAUUAUUUGAGUAGAA